This is a messenger RNA of Sinocyclocheilus rhinocerous, 652 nucleotides long. RefSeq names its product microfibril associated protein 2 (gene mfap2). Bases 136 to 618 code for a protein of 160 amino acids. Gene Ontology annotation, cellular component: microfibril. The transcript is spliced from 9 exons. The record is from RefSeq and is a predicted model, not a curated record. NCBI's taxonomy places the organism in Eukaryota, Metazoa, Chordata, Actinopteri, Cypriniformes, Cyprinidae. Gene Ontology annotation, biological process: embryonic eye morphogenesis.
GUUUCACAUUCUCUGCGGGACGUGUGGGCGGGGCGUCGAGCGGUGGGCGGAGUUAGAGGCGGGGCGAAGCGGAAACUUCAGACACGCUGAGAUUUGAGCAUCACUCGAGGAAUAAAGCACUGAAUUAAAGACACUAUGAAACUCUGUUACCUGCUACUGCUGUCAGUGCCUGGUCUGGUUCUGGCUCAGGAUCAGAACUAUGAGGAUUAUUCAGAGAUCUUUGGUAACGGCAACAGUUAUGAUCCGUUCUACUAUCCAGCUGUUUCUCAGCAGGUUUUACAAGCUCAGACCUCAGAACCAGGACAGUCCGCAGUGGAUUUCCAGACGGAGCCGACCGAACCUGGACCGCUGGACUGUCGUGAGGAACAGUAUCCCUGCACUCGUCUCUAUUCCGUCCAUCAGCCGUGCAAACAGUGUCUCAACAGCAUCUGCUUCUACAGUCUGCGGCGGGUUUAUGUGGUUAAUAAGGAGAUCUGUGUGAGGACCGUCUGCGCUCACGAGGAGCUGCUGAGAGCGGAUCUGUGUCGUGAUCAGUUUUCCCGCUGCGGUGUAGUUGCGCUCAGCGGCCAGUGUGGGGCGAUGGAAGGCAGCUGCGCUAAGAGCUGCGGAUCCUGUUAAACACACACACACACACACACACACACACACUCAC